Messenger RNA from Magallana angulata, 1707 nucleotides. RefSeq lists its product as uncharacterized. Gene Ontology annotation, molecular function: ubiquitin protein ligase activity; zinc ion binding. Gene Ontology annotation, biological process: protein polyubiquitination; proteasome-mediated ubiquitin-dependent protein catabolic process. Bases 2 to 1663 code for a protein of 553 amino acids. The transcript has a single exon. Lineage: Eukaryota; Metazoa; Mollusca; Bivalvia; Ostreida; Ostreidae. The record is from RefSeq and is a predicted model, not a curated record.
CAUGGAUCCUCAUUCCAGUGCCCAGGAUGUACCCCGAUGUGACCUUUGUGAGACCACCAUAGUACACAGCUACUGUGACUAUUGUCAUGUCAACCUCUGUAAGCCAUGUGUAGUAGAUCACAUAUCAGGGGAAUAUGAAAAACAUAAAAUAGUCCCUUUCCAGGAUCGAAGAUCAACCCUAAUUUAUCCGAAAUGCGCCACGCAUUCACACAAAAGUUGCAAAUUUCAAUGCCAAGAUUGCAACAACAUUUUUGUUUGUUCUUCCUGCAUAGCAUCUGAGCAACAUGGGAGGCAUAAAUUUGUAGAAAUUACAGAAGUUUACAAGACAAAAAAAGAAGUCAUUAAAAAGGAUGCACAAGAGUUAGAAAAUCAGAUUUCCCCUACAUAUGAAGAAAUGGAGCUCCGUUUGGAAAAUGAACUUGUUAACCUGGAUGAAGGAUAUGAAAAACUUAAAAAAACAAUGUCCAAACAAGGACAGCAAUGGCACAGAGAAAUCGACAUCGUCAUCAACAGAAUGAAAACUGAAACUGAAGAGAUAAAAUUAAAACACAGAGAUAUUUUGAAGAAACACUUGGAUGAAAUCAGACAGAUACAUAGUCUCAUAAAACAAACGUUACAUGCCUUAAAAGAAAUAGAGAAAUCUACUGAAGUAUCUCGUACCAUUGAAUACAGCUCUAAGACCAGAGAAUUCAACAAGCGUCCAACCAGGGUUCAGGUGUCACUGCCAACAUUCAUUCCGAAACCAAUAGACCGUGAGAGGCUGUAUAGUUUGUUUGGACAGAUCACCCCAUUAUCAACUGCUACAGGAGAAAAUGUAAUUUCACUUAACCAAUCGACAAAAUCAGUCGGAGAACUACUUGAUGAACCGGAACUUGUUGCCACAAUACAGACUGGGUUUAAUGAUUUACGCAGCAUUACCUGUCUGAGUGAUGACAGGAUAUGGAUGAAUGGAAUGACCAAUGAAAUCAAAUGCUUCUUUGAAGGUUCCCUACUUGAGACAAUGAAAACAAAAUCAGGGGAGCGACCCAUCGAUAUAGCUGUAGAAAGGGAUGGAACAAUAUUGUACUCUGCCAGUUCAACAGGAACAGUGAAUAAAGUAAAGGAUGAAAAGGUAGAAGAGUUUAUUAGAUUACAAGGAUGGAAGUGUGGUAUGCUUUGUAUCGCCUCCACUGGUGAUUUACUAGUUGACAUGUUAAGUGAUGAUGGAAUUCAGUCCAAAGUUGUCCGUUACGCGGGAUCUACAGAAAAACAAACAAUUCAGUUUGAUGAUGAAGGUAAACCUCUGUUCUCGGGGAAUAAUAAAGUAAAAUAUAUCUCUAAGAGUAGAAACCAUGACAUCUGUGUAGCUGACAGUGAGGUUGGUGCAGUUGUGGUGGUUAGUCAGGACGGGAAACUCAAAUGGAGAUACACUGGUCAUCCAUCAGUUACCAAGAACGAACCAUUCAAACCCUAUGGUGUCACAACAGACAGUCAGAGUCGUAUCCUGACAGCAGAGGGUGACAACCAUUGUAUCCACAUUCUGGAUCAGGACGGACAGUUUCUUCGUUACAUUGAUAACUGUGAUCUUAAGAAUCCUUUUGGUUUAUGUGUGGACAAUGAUGACAAUCUAUUUGUAUGUGAAUAUCACCGCGGUAAUGUGAAGAAAAUCAAAUAUUUAAAAUAGACAUCAACAUUUGUGAAAAAUGAUGUAAAAGAAAUAAAGUUGGU